Molecule: messenger RNA, 2187 nt
Organism: Nannizzia gypsea CBS 118893
Lineage: Eukaryota; Fungi; Ascomycota; Eurotiomycetes; Onygenales; Arthrodermataceae
Product: inorganic phosphate transporter PHO84
Exons: 3
Coding region: 1-2187 (728 amino acids)
Biological process (GO): transmembrane transport
Cellular component (GO): membrane
Molecular function (GO): transmembrane transporter activity
Source: RefSeq, a predicted model, not a curated record
AUGAAGAUGCCAGUUUCGUUCAAGGUGAAGAACCGCACGGUUAACUUCAACUAUAUUCCUGACCUCGAUCUCCGCCGUCGCCGUGUGUUCGAUGAGCUCGAUGCUACUCACUUCCAGAGCCUCGUGGUAUUUGUUGCUGGAAUCGGUUUCUUCACUGAUGGAUACGAUAUUUUCGCUGUCGGGAUGAUCAUCCCCAUGCUGGCGCAUGUCUACUGGCAUGGCACCAUGCCUAUGCAUAUUGAAACGGGCAUGAGAGCUGCCACUCUACUCGGCACAAUUAUCGGACAGUUCGUCUUUGGUAUACUUGCUGACCUCUACGGGAGGCGGAAAAUGUAUGGCUUCGAGCUUCUCAUCGUUACGCUGUCGACUAUCGGUGUUACCAUGGCUUCUGACGGUGCAUCUGGCUCUAUGAGUAUUGUCGCAUGGUUGAUCGUAUGGAGAUUUAUCAUGGGCAUUGGCAUUGGAGGUGACUACCCACUGUCUGCCGUUAUUACCUCUGAAUUCGCUCCAACUCGAUCGCGAGGCCGAAUGAUAUCAACGGUCUUUUAUAUGCAGCCUUGUGGUUAUCUUGCUGCGACACUAGUGGCAUUGAUAGCGAUGGCUGCACAUGGUGGCAGUAUUCCACAUAAUAUACCCACACGGGUUGAAGAUAUAGUAUCCUGCACGGAUAAUCCAGAAUGCCGACGUGCAAUGGAUAGCGUUUGGAGAUGGGUUAUUGGCAUAGGUGCUGUACCAUCAGCCAUUGCCAUAUUCUUCAGAUUCAGUAUUCCCGAAUCUCCCCGAUACACGAUGGAAGUACUGAAUCGACCAGACGAGGCACUGGAGGAUGUCAACGAAAUGGGCUGGCAGCGUGUACCCCAGAAGACUAUGACCCCAGGUGAUAUUGAGAUGCAACUCCCACCUCUACCAGAUCAACAUCCCCAAUCUCAGUCACAACCAAUGCCGGAAGGCAAUCGCAUACAGACGGAAAAACCACCGAGCUUGUCUGUUAGGCCUGCUUCGGCAAUCUCACAGCCAUCGAAUCAGCCCAUCUCUAAUGAUUGGAGCCAUUUUGACCCCCGUCAGCACCACAGGAGCGCAUCACGAGCGACAACAGAUGGUGCCUCUCAGCGUUCCCCUCGUCGUGUCUCGCGGACACAUACCAUUUCCAGUGCUCAUUCAGGGGCUGGAUCUUCCCUAUCCUUUUCCACAUCCAACGACGAUGAACCCGCGGAUAGUACGUUGGUGGAAGAUGAUUUCGCUCCUCCUACCAAGGAAGCUAGCCAAUGGACUCACUUCCGUACUGGUUUCUACAAUCACUUCAUCACCAAUGGCCAUUGGCCCACACUCCUUGGUACAUCACUUGCGUGGGCCUGCUUCGACUUUGCAUUUUAUGCGCUUGGCCCUAACUCGUAUAAAGUCGUUGGAAAGAUCUUUAACGAGAAGGUUCUCUGCUUCCCCAGUGUUGUCAAGCAAGGCGGCAAGCUGCCGAGUCCUUGCCUUCCCCCUGGCCGCAGCUUAUACGAGGAUGGGAUUCAGAAUGCAUGGCACUCGCUCAUCAUCGUCUCCGCAGGCUCAAUAACAGGCGGUCUAGGCAUGAUCAAGAUUAUCAAACGAACGUCCCCUCGCACCAUCCAACUCUACGGUUUUAUUUUAUUGGCUGUGAUCUUCGUUAUUAUCGGCGUUUGCUUCCAGGUCGUUCCUAGAUCUGCCUCCGUGCCCCUGAUUGCAUUCCUCUACGCACUGUCCCAGGUUUUCUUCGAGAUUGGCCCUAACGUCACAACGUUCAUGAUUCCAGCUGAGUUAUUUCCAACUCGAUUCCGCUGCACUGCCCACGGCAUCUCCGCGAUGUCUGGCAAGAUUGCAUCUGUCUUGGUACAGGCAUUCGUCGCCUAUGCACCAAUUGGCCCUUACAAGCCAUCCGACAACAACCCUUCUGACAGUAACUCGACCGAUACUAAAGCUCAAUGGCUAGGUUUCGUGGUUAUCAUCUUUGCGGCAUUUAUGGUGCUGGGUGCUGCGGUUACAAAGUGGCUUAUCCCCGAGGCAAGACAGACUGACGGUCUUGCAAGGCCUCUGGAAGAGUUACAGUAUCUUGCCAAGAUACGGCGACCGGCAAAGAAGAAGACUGCUGUGUCUGAUGCCGUAGAUCCCCAGGGCGCCUCUAUCCCUAAUAAUGGGGCAAAUGGCGUGCUUGCCCGAGUGUAA